AUGUGCUUCAAAGUUGACAACUCUCCAUUACUGAUUGAUGAGGUUGUAGCUCUGUUUGAGCUGCCCUUGUUCAUCAAUGAUGAGACUGAGCAAACCCACAGUCCAUUCAGAUUCUAUGCUCAAAUGCCCAAUGCAGCAAGAAAUUUAGGGGGCCACACCUUAUCAAAACAUGAUGUCUAUGAGGAUGGUUGA
This is a messenger RNA of Prunus armeniaca (apricot), 192 nucleotides long. The record is from the annotation of a GenBank genome assembly. NCBI's taxonomy places the organism in Eukaryota, Viridiplantae, Streptophyta, Magnoliopsida, Rosales, Rosaceae.